AUGUCGUCAGUAAGAUGUGAUCUUUGCAAUGUUCAUUUAUCUUCUCAUGCAGUGCUGGAUGCCCAUAAUAGUGGUAAGAAACAUCGAAAGAAAGUGCAAGAUACCGAACAUUUUUCUGCCUUAACUUCACGCUCAGUUUAUGUUUCUGGAUUACCGCUCAAUACUUUCACUUCAAUAAAACAAGUCCGAGAACUUUUCUCGCGCUAUGGUGAAGUUGAACGAAUAUUUUUAGACUUGACUAAAGGAUCAUUUGCAAUUAUUGACUUUUUAGAUGAAUUAGCUGCGGAGAAAGCUCUCGAUGAUCAAAAAAUACUUGUUGGAGAACAUGUCGCUUCAAUUCGGAGGCGUCAAGUAAGUUUCAUUAAAACCAAACAAAAAUUAGAAAAAAUAGAUAAAAAACGAAUCAUAAAACAAUUGAGCAUGGUUAGUGGAUCUUUUAAUGAUCAAAUUAAUGAAUUGAUUCGCUUGUAUUAUAUCGGUGAUGAUCAGCUGGCUGAAAGAUUAAGUUUUGCCGAUUUGCUUUCGACUGCUCUAAACAAUUAUUUCUGUUCUGGUGUUAAAGUGAUUUUAUUUGGCUCAUCAAUCACUAAAAUCGGAACUGUAGAUUCUGAUAUAGAUGCAAGUUUAUUUUUUGAUCAACCGCUUUCAAUACAUGGUAUCCGCAGUGUUUAUGAACGCGAUAAAUUUGCAUUAAUGACUUGCGAACCAAGUGUUUUCCGAAUUAGAAAAAUUUGUGCCUCAGAAUUUGGAAGACUAGCUACUGCAGAUCGUGUACGAGUUCUUGCUAAAAUAUUAAAUGAUAUUCGACGUGAAGGUCUAGCACAAGUAAGUGAUCAACAUCUUGUACUUGGUGCACGCUGUCCUAUUGUUCGCUUUUUCUUCAAUAAGCAAGAAAAUUUUCGUCGAUUUAUCGACAUGAUUGCCUCUGAUUCUUCUUCCACUAUCCGUCAUUUUCUAGCUAUUGUUAAAUUUUGGGCAUUACUAAACGAUUUCACGCGCCAAGAAGAAUAUAGACAGUAUAACCUAGAAAAAGUUACAAUUGAAGAUUGGCCUAUUGAUUAUACAAUACAUCCGGUCAAUUUAUCUUACAUAUCGAUCAACACCCUCAUUAAGAGUCGUACUGUGAAAUAUUUCAUUAUACAUAUUUUUUAUUUACCUAUUCAUAAAUUGCAGGAUUUCUUCACAUGGUUUGUGCAUUUACAAUUUAGAGAUAUUGUUCUUUGUCCUCGGCUGGGCUUGUCGUUAAAUAGAGAAAAGUUUCAAAAUUUGUUUCACCAAAACACUAUUCAAGAAUUCAAAUUCGGCGUUCUCAAUAUCCAAGAUCCCUUAGAACUAUCGCACAAUAUAUCUCAAUUCGUUUCUACUCAUUAUAUUUCGAUGAUGCGAAGAGAAAUGAUGUAUGCAUUAGCCCGUAUCAAAUUGCAUCCAGAUAGCUUGGUUGCGUUAUUGAGUUCAGAUAUCAUGUCUCAGAAUUCUCAUACCAGUAACUUACGUUUUUUUUUGAAGUUUCUAAUGUUUCAAAGAAUUGGUGACUCUUUUUUCUUGAUUCUUUUUCCAAGCUCAACACUUUUUCCACUUAGAAAUUUAAAGAUGGCUAAUUAUUUUGGAUAUUUUAACUUGAUUUUUUGUUUAUUUUAUUGGCAUUUCGAAACAUAG
Dracunculus medinensis (Guinea worm) is the source of this 1656-nucleotide messenger RNA. Lineage: Eukaryota; Metazoa; Nematoda; Chromadorea; Rhabditida; Dracunculidae. The record is from the annotation of a GenBank genome assembly.